AUGCGCGGUCGCCUUUGUGUGGGUCGAGCGGCGGCGGUGGCGGCGGCAGUGGCGGUCCCACUGGCAGGCGGGCAAUAGGCGAGUCCGGGCGGUGUCCGGCGUGGGAGCCGGGGGACCACCAUGGUAAAGAAGCGGAAAGGCCGCGUGGUGAUCGACUCGGACACGGAGGACAGCGGCAGCGACGAGAACCUGGAUCAGGAACUCUUGUCCCUGGCAAAGCGGAAGCGCAGUGACUCUGAGGAGAAAGAGCCACCUGUGAGUCAGCCUGCAGCCUCAUCAGACUCUGAGACUUCAGACAGUGAUGAUGAGUGGACAUUUGGGAGCAAUAAAAAUAAGAAGAAAGGAAAAGCCAGAAAAAUAGAGAAGAAAGGAACAAUGAAGAAACAGGCCAACAAAACUGCCUCCUCAGGCAGUUCAGACAAAGACAGUUCAGCUGAGAGCUCAGCCCCUGAGGAAGGUGAAGUGUCAGAUUCUGACAGCAACAGCUCCUCUUCUAGUUCAGAUUCAGACUCCUCCUCAGAAGAUGAAGAGUUUCAUGAUGGCUAUGGAGAAGAUCUCAUGGGAGAUGAGGAAGACAGGGCCCGUCUAGAGCAGAUGACAGAGAAAGAGAGAGAGCAAGAACUUUUCAAUCGAAUAGAGAAGAGGGAGGUGUUGAAAAGAAGAUUUGAAAUCAAGAAAAAACUAAAAACAGCCAAAAAGAAAGAAAAGAAAGAAAAAAAGAAAAAGCAAGAAGAGGAGCAGGAAAAGAAAAAGCUGACACAGAUUCAGGAAUCUCAGGUAGGAGAUUAUUUGGUUCUCAUUUGUCUGGAGUCUGAGCUCCUCACCAAAAAACAGCCAUUAAAAACCAGUGAGGUCUACUCUGACGAUGAAGAGGAGGAAGAGGAUGACAAGUCUAGUGAAAAGUCAGACCGCUCAUCUCGAACAUCUUCAUCUGAUGAGGAAGAAGAGAAAGAAGAGCUCCCUCCAAAAUCACAACCAGUUUCCUUACCUGAAGAAUUGAAUCGGGUUCGAUUAUCACGGCAUAAGCUAGAACGGUGGUGUCAUAUGCCCUUCUUUGCUAAAACUGUCACAGGAUGUUUUGUACGGAUUGGCAUUGGAAACCACAACAGCAAACCAGUUUACCGGGUGGCUGAGAUUACGGGUGUUGUGGAAACUGCCAAAGUUUACCAGCUAGGUGGCACCAGAACAAACAAAGGGCUACAACUACGGCAUGGCAAUGACCAGCGCGUGUUCCGCCUAGAGUUUGUCUCAAACCAGGAAUUCACUGAAAGUGAAUUUAUGAAAUGGAAAGAAGCGAUGUUCUCUGCUGGCAUGCAGUUGCCUACCCUAGAUGAAAUCAAUAAAAAGGAAUUAUCUAUUAAAGAAGCUCUUAAUUAUAAAUUCAAUGAUCAGGACAUUGAAGAGAUUGUAAAAGAGAAAGAAAGGUUCAGAAAAGCUCCACCCAACUAUGCUAUGAAGAAGACUCAGCUGCUAAAGGAAAAGGCCAUGGCUGAGGACCUGGGGGAUCAGGACAAGGCCAAACAAAUCCAGGACCAGCUGAAUGAGCUGGAGGAGCGGGCAGAGGCCCUGGACCGCCAGCGGACCAAGAACAUAUCUGCUAUCAGUUACAUCAACCAGCGGAACCGAGAGUGGAACAUUGUGGAGUCUGAGAAGGCGCUGGUGGCUGAAAGUCACAACAUGAAAAACCAACAAAUGGAUCCCUUUACUCGGCGGCAGUGCAAACCUACCAUCGUUUCUAAUUCCAGAGACCCAGCUGUUCAAGCUGCCAUCUUGGCCCAGCUGAAUGCGAAAUACGGUUCUGGAGCACUACCAGAUGCUCCAAAGGAAAUGAGCAAGGGUCAGGGCAAAGAUAAAGAUUUGAAUUCUAAGUCAGCCAGUGACCUCUCAGAAGAUCUGUUCAAAGUACAUGAUUUCGAUGUGAAGAUUGAUUUACAAGUUCCCAGCUCAGAAUCCAAGGCUUUAGCCAUCACCUCCAAGGCUCCGCCAGCCAAGGAUGGGGCUCCAAGGAGAUCUCUGAACUUGGAAGACUACAAGAAACGACGAGGGCUUAUUUGAGUGCACCCAGCCUGCUGCUUCUGACCCUGCAUGCCCCAUCACAGUGUCCCACCUUUCCUCUUUUCCUUUGAUUUGCCCUUUUCGGGCUGGAGCAGCAGUAGAACUGGGAAGAGACUGCAAACUGCCAGUUAUCUGUAAUAUAAACCAUUUGCUGUAUAGACCUCCCUUGUCUACACACCAUCUCCUACCAGCCCUGUGGGCCCUAGCCAGUAUGGAUCUGGGCUCGUGGGCAUUAUCCAUGUCUUUAGAUUUGUGUUUGCUUUUUAUUUUUUGUUUUGUUUUGUUUUUUGUUUAUUUGUUUUCUUUUUAACCAGCACAGUUCAUUGGCCACUCUGCACGCAUUCAGUAUUACCAUGGAGCUGGGAUUCUUGCUGGAGCCCCUGGUGGCAAUCGCAGCAGCACUGGGCAGUCUCCUCUUGCAGACUGCCUUGGACCCAUCCAUUGAACAUUGGCACCUGACCCUGUGGAGGGAGCGGGGAUUGGGCACCUGCAGUCCUCCUUCCUCUCUCCUCAUCUUUCUCUUCUUCCCAUCUCUGUGGAAGAGGGGCUUUCAAAAACCAGUUUAGUUUCCAAAAGUGUACAUUUGUGGGGAGGGUGGGGGGGUCUAAUUUGAGAGAGAGAGAGUGUAUGUAUGUGUAUGUGUGUGGAUUUUUUUAUCAUUUUUUAAAAAUGCAGUACUCUUUGUAUCAGUCUGUCAUGGGUCUAUAGCUGUUUCAGAUUUUUUUCAGCUGUACUUGAGCAUCUGAAACUGCAAGAAAGAAACUCAUUAAAUGUGAUUCUUCUUACUAAACAGGCCUGACUGCUGUAGCUGUGUAACUUCCCCUCCCCUCCCUCCUCUUCCCCAUCACCUCCCACCUUGGAGAAAAUCCCCCAGUUUAGCCCCCUGCCCUGCAGGCUGUGUCCUGGAAGGUGGGAGGGAAGCCCAGGGCCAGGUACCAGGGAGGGCAGUGAAGGUGUCUUACUCACCCCAUGUACAGCCCACAGCUUCUUGGCCAGACAUAGAUAUGUCUUUUUCUCACUCAGUAUACCUGUCUCUUCCUAGUGAUUCUGUUUUGCUGUUGUGGCGAGAAUAACAUUUUGUUUUUUAAGAGAAAUUAUUCAACAUGAAUGUGGAGAGUAAACACAAAAAGAUAUAGGUUGCAAGUGUUACGAGCAUGUGCAGUUUGUGUGUGUGUGUGUGUGUACAUAUAUAUAUGGCAAGCAUAUAUAUUGUUGUGCAGUGGGGGUGGAGCCAGCAAAGGGGUGUGUGUGUCUUUAUGAAAUGUUUGAAAGCGAUAAGCUGACUGCUUGAUAAUCAUUCUCAGGUGUAAAGCUCCAAGUGUAAAUAAGAGUGGCAUUUAACAAAUCUUUUCAGAACAAAGUACAGCUGACUAUAUAUACCAAGAACUAAGCUAAAGGAACAGCUGAGAGCUGCCUAUUUCCACAAGAGGGAGAGGAAUCUGAAAGUUCUGCUUUGUACUUCUUCGCCCUACUUUUGUAUAAGGAAGGGGGAUGAUGGGAAAUCAUGGAGUUAUGUCGUAUUUAAACAUAAAAAUGAACUUGGUAACUCUUCUGAGUUUAGUAGAGCCUCACUGUUGCUUUAACUUAGUUUACAUUUUUUUAUUUUUUAAAAAGCAGCAAAGGAUGGUUUUAAAGUAUUGUGACUGUGUAAAAUUGAUAAAUAUGACUGUAACACAGCUAUGUGGUAGCUGUGACACAGUUCAGUUGGGCAAAGGAGUGGUGAUGGACUCAUUAAAAUCAUAUAUACUUGAAUAGUCCAUUGACCAGAACUCUUUAUAGACUAUUGUGUAAAUGUGGAAUCACAGACUGUUAAACAUUGCCUGGACUCCAGCAGAGUCCUGGAGCCACUGGGACCUCUCCUAUCAUGAUGAACUUGGACUUUUUUCUUUAUGGUUUUAAAUGACAUAAAAUCAUAGAAUCCAGAUAAUUUGCUGGAGUCAUUCUGAUCCACCAUGUAGAUCUGUAUUUAGUAUCAUUUGGAUUUGGAGAAGUGUCAAUUACAUUAUGGCUGUGUAAUAAAAUUUUUAUUAAAACUGCA
Otolemur garnettii (small-eared galago) is the source of this 4093-nucleotide messenger RNA. RefSeq names its product RTF1 homolog, Paf1/RNA polymerase II complex component (gene RTF1). The record is from RefSeq and is a predicted model, not a curated record. NCBI's taxonomy places the organism in Eukaryota, Metazoa, Chordata, Mammalia, Primates, Galagidae. Gene Ontology annotation, molecular function: RNA polymerase II C-terminal domain phosphoserine binding; DNA binding. The transcript has 17 exons. Gene Ontology annotation, cellular component: Cdc73/Paf1 complex.